GCAUAGGAUUAACCUGUGCUGCUAAUCCUACACACCACAACUAUUCUACUGGUUACAUCGUGGAAACAUUGUAACCAUGAAAUGUAUCCAUAGGUCUUAAUAGAUGUAUAGAGGUGGAGUAACUCGAUUUACGAGCGCGCUUAUGCCAAAUACCGACCGACUGGAACGUGGAAUAGCUGUUGAAUUCACGUCUGUGCUCAGUGUUGUGGUGGGUUGGAUCAAGGCGUGUCGCGCUAGCCAUGUAGGCCUGCCUAUAUAAUGGGAACGUUAGUCCUGACCGGGAGAAGCUUGAAGUCGCGCCACUCAUUCUGUGCUAUCAGCAGUUUCACAUUCAUCGGCAGUCACAGGAGAGCUUUCACAAUGGCAGAACACUUUACAGAGCAAAUAGUAUUUAACAAACCAAAGAUUGAGCUGCAUGUGCAUCUUGAUGGCGCUCUCCGAGUGGAGACCAUCCUAGACGUUGCCAAGCGACGUGGGAUCCCCCUACCUGCAUACACAGUGGAGGACAUGAGACGAAUCUGUGUGAUACACCAGCCUGCCACCCUCACAGAGUUCCUCGGCAAGUUCGCAGAGUACAUGCACGUUAUUGCUGGCGACAGAGAGGCGAUCAAGAGGAUAGCUUACGAGUUUGUGGAGGACAAAGCCAAAGAAGGGGUCAUCUACGUUGAAGUUAGAUACAGCCCACACUUGCUGGCUAACACUGACGUGGAACCCAUUCCAUGGAACCAAGAAGAAGGUGACCUGAGCCCAGAUGAGGUGGUUCACUUGGUGAACCAGGGACUGGCCGAGGGAGAGAAGGCGUACAAGAUCAAAGCCAGGUCCAUUCUGUGCUGCAUGCGCCACAUGCCAAGCUGGUCCAUGGACGUGGUGGAGUUGUGUAAGAAGUAUAAGAAGAACGGAGUGGUGGCUAUUGAUCUGGCAGGAGACGAGUCACUCAACUGUGAGGCCUUCCCAGGACACAGGAUGGCCUAUGAGGAAGCAGCGAGAUGUGGGAUCCAUAGAACAGUCCAUGCAGGAGAGGUGGGCCCUGCCUCGGUGGUGAAAGAGGCUGUGGAGGUCCUGAAAGCAGAGAGAGUAGGACAUGGAUACAACACACUGAAGGAUCAAGUGUUGUACAAACAGCUCCUGGAGCAGAACAUGCAUUUUGAGGUGUGUCCCAUAUCCAGCAGACUGACUGGAGCCUGUCAUCCAGACUUCACCGAGCAUCCUGUCAUCACAUUCAGGAAGGAUAAGGCCAACUACUCCCUGAACACAGAUGACCCUUUGAUUUUCAACUCCAACCUGCACUUAGACUACAGCACUGCCCAGAAGUACAUGGGUUUCACUGAGGAGGAAUUCAAGAGACUGAACAUAAACUCCGCUAACUCCAGCUUCUUGCCUGAGAAGGAGAAGAAGGAUCUUGUUAACGAGUUGUAUGAAGCCUAUGGGAUGGUGGAGAACAGUCUUUUGAAAUGAAGCGCUGAUCAGAUCCGCUUAAAUGGCAACACAACAAACCAGGAACCAACCACUUUAAACUCUUACUUCCACUCUGGAAUGUCUAUGCUCCUAUGUGUACAUACAUUGAACUAGCAAUAUGUUAUUGUACUGCUGUACAUAGCUUAAACGCUCUCAUUGCAAUGGAGAAAAAAAACGGUUAAUUAGUAUUCCAUCUAACUGUGGAUCCCACUGAUAAAGCAGUUGUUUAGCCUACUGUGGAAUUGGUGCAGAGAUAUAAAGAUGGUCUUAAAUGAUUUAUUUCAACCUGAUGGUAAACAGUACAAUCUGUUUGGUCUUUCUCAAAGUGAAACUAACAACUUACCUUGCCUCAUCAAACAACAAGCACUUUAUAUGCCUCAGUCAAUUCUCAGUACUUUUUGCAUCCGGUAUAUAUCAUAUAUCAUUAAUUGAAUGUAAUAGAUGUGUACUAUCCAUUUAUGCUUAAAGGUAAGUACUUUUCAUCUACUGGUGGUAAAGGAAAGCUAUUGUGUACUAUAUAUGAGUUGUGCCUAGGUCAAGUGAGAUAGGCCAAUAGACCGUUUGAAUCACUAUGCCCACAACUUACUUAAAAAAAAAAAAUGUGGGGAUGCAUCGGGUUUACCAGCUCUAUACCAAAUAUUUUCUAAACAUUUAAUGUUGUUGUAGUUCGCCACCUAGUGGUCAACUAUAACUAUCUACUAGCCAUCUCAUUGUAAGACCGCCUACUAAAGUGGUCUUACUGUUUUAAGAAUAACUUGUGUAAUAUGUUUUUCUCAGAUUUUUAUAGCGUAACACAUUUUAUACAUUUUUACUAAUUUGAAAGUAAAUCAAUGUAUUAUACAUCUCUUCUGUGGAGGACAAUGACGUUAAAAUACGAGCAAUGUCUACAAUUAAACACUUUUGCAUCAAA
Messenger RNA from Oncorhynchus kisutch (coho salmon), 2365 nucleotides. RefSeq names its product adenosine deaminase. The transcript has 11 exons. NCBI's taxonomy places the organism in Eukaryota, Metazoa, Chordata, Actinopteri, Salmoniformes, Salmonidae. Bases 259 to 1455 code for a protein of 398 amino acids. Gene Ontology annotation, cellular component: cytosol; external side of plasma membrane. Gene Ontology annotation, molecular function: adenosine deaminase activity. Gene Ontology annotation, biological process: adenosine catabolic process; T cell activation; purine ribonucleoside monophosphate biosynthetic process. The record is from RefSeq and is a predicted model, not a curated record.